AUGGAUGCAGUAGGUACCAUAUUACCAUUGGCAUAUGCUGUUGUUGAUUCCGAAAAUGACGCAUCAUGGAAAAUGUUUUUUGAGCAAUUCAAACAUGCAUAUGGUGAAAAACAAAAUAUGUGUGUUGUUUCGGAUCUGAAUGAGAGUAUCUUGAAGGCAACAUCUAUUGUUUAUCCAGGCAUGCCACAUUAUUCUUGCAUGUGGCAUAUUUGGACAAAUAUAAGGGCAAAGUUCAACAAGGGUCAUCUAAAGUUAAGCGAAUUGUACUUUGCCACGGCACGAUCAUACACGCUUGAUGAAUUUAAUGAAAGGAUGUCAAAGAUUGAAGAGAUUGACCCGCGUGUUAAAGCAUACUUAUACGAUAUUGGCUAUCAUAGAUGGUCUCGAGUACAUGCUACGGUGAACAGAACUUGGACUAUGACAUCAAACAUUGUAGAGUCGUUGAAUGUUGUAACAAAAGAUGCAAGAGAGCUGCCGAUAGUAGAACUAUUAGAGUAUAUGAGGACUCUUCUUGAACGUUGGACUAAAGAAAAGUUAUUGAAAGCAAAGGGUACAUUCACAUACCUUGGGUUUAAAUACAACGAAGAGUUGGAUGACAACAGAACAUUGUCGCACAAGCAUAGAGGGAGGGCUUCAACAGAUUACAUCCAUACAGUACUAGAUGGUUUCAGGCGCUAUAUUGUUUGUCUUGAAAACAAGAGAUGUAGUUGUGGGCAAUUACAGCUUGAUGAACUUCCUUGUCCACAUGCUUUGGUUGCUUUAAGGCACAGGGAUGAGUCUUAUGAACAAUAUUGCUCUCCUUAUUACACAAGGGAGAGCCUCUUGCGUACUUAUGAAAUACCAGUAAAUCCUUUACCUGAUGAAAGCAAAUGGAAUGUGCCACAACAUAUAACUGAAGAAGUUGUAAAUCCACCUUCAGGUGGGAAAAGACAGCCAGGAAGACCUCAAAAACAAAGAUACAAAACAUAUGAUGAAGUAAAUUCAAAGAAGUACAAGGUUUCAUGUGGCAACUGCGGAGUAGAAGGGCAUAAAAAAAGAUCUUGCAAGAAUGCUCCCAAAAAGAAAUAA
Molecule: messenger RNA, 1068 nt
Organism: Nicotiana attenuata
Lineage: Eukaryota; Viridiplantae; Streptophyta; Magnoliopsida; Solanales; Solanaceae
Exons: 3
Coding region: 1-1068 (355 amino acids)
Molecular function (GO): nucleic acid binding; zinc ion binding
Source: RefSeq, a predicted model, not a curated record